Molecule: messenger RNA, 2967 nt
Organism: Colletotrichum destructivum
Lineage: Eukaryota; Fungi; Ascomycota; Sordariomycetes; Glomerellales; Glomerellaceae
Product: Putative ClpA/B family, AAA+ ATPase domain, ATPase, AAA-type, core, Clp ATPase
Exons: 1
Coding region: 460-2820 (786 amino acids)
Biological process (GO): protein unfolding; cellular response to heat; protein refolding
Cellular component (GO): cytoplasm; mitochondrial matrix
Molecular function (GO): ATP binding; ATP hydrolysis activity
Source: RefSeq, a predicted model, not a curated record
UGAGGUGCAUAUCACCGACAUCGAAUGUCACUGAACUCCAACGACUACUACGAGCAUGAAGAGCAAUUACAUGAACAACUUGCCGCAUAGCUACCUUUUCCAUCGAGGUAGAUUCUAUUGAUGGUAUGCCUAUUCCGCCUCUCACCCAUGUCUCUCCCUUUGCUUCCCAUGAAUACCACAAUGGUACGUUCCUAGGUUUGUAGAAGCAUGACCAAGGCUGCCCGCGCCUUCCAGCAUUUCGUCAUGCGCAUGGACCACGUGGUGAUAAGAUAAAGCUUCCGAACAUGCUAGACCUCGCCGAAAGUGCGAGAAAGUGCCGGUAGAAUCACUCCGGGUGACGACAACGACGGAGUUGGCCUAAAGAUAAAAGGGGCCGUUAUAUAGACUUUCCAUUUCAUUGUAUAUCUUACGUCGCUCUGUGGACGAACUUUUGUCUGGUUAUACUACCUGUAAUAGACAAUGCAAGCCAGAAAGCAACUCAUUUCAUCAGCCCGGCGCAUCGUCGGGUCAUCGUCACCUAGACCUACAAGGCUAAUCUCACGAGCCAUACUCACCGAAUCUGCGGCGCUCAAGAGCAGUAGCAGACUUCUGCCAGCGAUAACUAUCCGUACAUAUGCAAAUGGCAGGCCUCACCCUCCAGGCGGCACCCACCGCAUGAAUAUGGGUGGCGAGCCCGAGAAGCCGGCACUUGAGCAGUUUGGCAUCGACCUCACGGCCAAGGCCAAGGACGGAAAGCUAGAUCCCGUCAUCGGGCGAGACGCCGAGAUUCAGAGAACGAUUCAGAUACUCUCACGCCGGACAAAGAACAACCCCGUCGUGAUCGGAAAGGCCGGCACCGGCAAGACGGCUAUCCUGGAAGGCCUCGCACUGAGAAUCGUGCGUGGCGACGUCCCGGAGAGCAUCAAGAACAAGCGUGUUAUUGCCCUGGACCUGGGAUCGCUCAUCGCAGGUGCCAAGUUCAGGGGUGACUUCGAGGAGAGAUUGAAAAAGGUCUUGACAGAGGUUCAGCAAGCGGAGGGCGAAGUCAUCCUCUUCAUUGACGAGCUGCACACACUGCUCGGUCUUGGCAAGGCCGAAGGGUCGAUCGAUGCGAGCAACCUGCUGAAGCCAGCACUUGCGCGUGGCGAGCUUCAGUGCUGCGGUGCGACUACACUGGAAGAGUACCGUUUGAUUGAGAAGGAUGUCGCCCUUGCACGAAGAUUCCAACCGAUUAUCGUCAACGAACCCACUGUUCAGGACACCAUCAGCAUCCUUCGCGGCAUCAAAGACAAAUACGAGGUCCACCAUGGUGUGCGCAUUACAGACGGCGCUCUGGUGGCUGCUGCUACAUAUUCCAACCGAUACAUCACCGACCGGUUCCUUCCGGACAAGGCCAUCGACUUGAUGGACGAGGCGGCGAGUCAUCUCAAGCUUGAGCAUGAAUCGAAGCCCGAAAAUAUCAUGGCCCUCGAUCAGAAGAUUAUGACUAUCCAAAUUGAACUCGAGAGCUUACGCAAGGAAAAGGACGUUGCCAGUCAGGAGCGCCGCGAAAAGCUACAAGCGGACUUAAAGAAGUACGAAGCGGAAAUAUCGGAGCUCACGAAGCGCUGGGAGGCGGAGCGUGCAGAGAUCGAGGCCGUCAAAAAGACCCAGGAGGAUCUUGACAAGGCGAGGAUCGAGCUUGACCAAGCACAGAGAGAAGGUAACUUUGGACGCGCCUCGGAGCUGAGGUACAGCGUCAUCCCUUCUCUCGAGAUGAAAAUUCCCAAGGACGGCGAAAAGGCGGGGGACACCCUUGUCCACGACGCCGUCACCGCUGAUGAUAUCGCGGCAGUCGUGUCGAGGGUCACCGGCAUUCCCAUCUCAAAACUUACAUCCGGCCACAUCGAGAAGCUGGUGCACAUGGAAGACACCCUCCGCGAGGCAGUCCGCGGCCAAGACGAGGCUAUCAAGGCCGUCUCCAACGCCGUGCGUCUCCAGCGCGCCGGCCUGAGUGGCGAGAAUAGGCCACUAGCUUCCUUCUUCUUCCUCGGACCUACCGGUGUUGGCAAGACGGAGCUCUGCAAGAAACUCGCGGGCUUUCUCUUCUCGACUGAGUCUGCCGUCGUCCGCUUCGACAUGAGCGAGUUUCAGGAGAAGCAUACCAUAUCCCGCCUCAUCGGGGCACCGUCCGGCUAUGUUGGCUAUGAAGACGCCGGUCAGCUCACCGAGGCCGUCCGCCGCAAACCCUAUGCGGUCCUCCUCUUUGAUGAGUUUGAGAAGGCGCAUCGUGACAUCUCAGCCCUCCUCCUGCAGGUCCUCGACGAGGGCUACCUCACCGACGCCCAGGGCCACAAGGUGGACUUCCGCAACACAAUCAUUGUGCUGACGUCCAAUCUCGGCGCCGAUAUUCUCGUCGGCGCCAACCCGUCUCAUCCGUACAAGGAGACAGCCGACGGCGACAUCGACCCAUCGGUCCGCAAGGCCGUCAUGGACGUCGUCGCUGCCAACUACCCGCCAGAGUUCCUCAACCGUAUCGACUCCUUCAUCGUCUUCAAACGCCUCGCGCUGUCCGCUCUCCGGGACAUUGUUGACAUCCGUCUGCGUGAGCUGCAGCAUCGCCUCGAUGACAAACGCAUUUUCCUCAACGUCGGCGGCGAGGUCCGCGAUUGGCUGGCCGAGCGCGGAUACGACCCUAAGUUCGGCGCCAGGCCGCUCAACCGCCUCAUCACCAACGAGAUCGGCAACGGCCUCGCCGACAAGAUUAUCCGCGGCGAGCUGCGGUCUGGUGAUACGGCGGUGGUUUACAUUAACGAGGACAACUCGGGACUCGAGGUGGCGCCAGAGGUCAAGGCAGCGUAAGGGAUGUGAUCAUGAUGUAAGACUAGUUAAGGUAUUUUCUGUUAAUGUUUUUCUUAGCGAGUGAGGGGUCUGCCUGUAUGUUGUAAUUGUAAGACAAACGACUGUAUGCCGUUUCGGUAUUAUUCAUAAUAAGGACUGAUGUGAACU